AAAACCUAGUGUCCCUACUCCUGUCAGUCUUUGGCAAUUCUUCCUUCUCCCGCUCUUCUUCACAGUUCGCACUCAAAUCUCCUUCUUCCAUUGCGCAAACUUUCUGUCUCUGAAAUGGCUGAUGAAAAUUUUGAGCAGCAUGAGAUGGGUAACUUGCAUGACACAGAAAACAUGGAUAAUAUGAAUAGUGUUCAAGACAAUGAUAAUGUGAACGACAAGGAUAAUGUGCACGAUGCUGAUCAUGUGCACGAUGCUGAUCACGUGCACGAUGCUGAUCAUGUGCAUAACAUGAAUAAUAUUCAUGACUCAGAAACCAUUCCUGCUAUGAAUAAUGCACCUGAGGAGACACAUCAUUCUGAAGAGGUCAAAGUUACUCCAACUGAUGCAGGAACUGGCGAAGAAAAAAAAUGGCCGGGCUGGCCAGGACAAAAUGUUUUCAGAAUGUUGAUUCCUAUUCAGAAGGUUGGUGGUGUUAUUGGUCGGAAAGGAGAGUAUAUUAAGAAGACCUGUGAGGAGACAAAAGCUCGCAUCAAGGUUCUUGAUGGUCCUCCUGGGACCACUGAAAGAGCUGUGAUGAUAUCUGCGAAAGAAGAGCCAAGCCUAUUAAUUCCGCCAGCUAUGGAUGGUCUUUUGAAGGUUCACAAGCAGAUUGUUGAUGUAGACUCUGAUUCAGCUAAUGCUCCACCAGGCGCUGGGAGGUCAGUCACGACAAGACUGCUUGUGGCAGCCUCACAGGCUGGAAACUUGAUUGGGAAACAGGGUAGCACUAUUAAGUCUAUUCAAGAUACAUCUCAGUGCACCAUUCGAGUGGUUGGACAAGAGCACCUUCCACUUUUUGCUCUUCCUGAUGAUAAUGUUGUUGAGAUACAAGGAGAGCCUGCCGGGGUGCAUAAAGCAGUUGAAAUGGUUGCUUCACAUCUCAGGAAAUUUUUAGUUGAUCAUAGUGUAGUUGGAUUAUUUGAGAUGCAAAUGCAAAUGCCAAAUGCUCGAUCAAAUCAGAACAGGCCUCCAGCUGGACCUACUCAGUCAUGGGCCCCUCCUCCAUCCAGUUUUCCUGGGAGUGCUGGGGGUGGAUCUGGUUUUGGACCCAACACUCGGUACAUGCCGCCUGCACGACAAUUUGAUAAUUAUUUUCCACCGGUAGACAUGCCACCGUUGGAAAAAAAGCCUCGUCAGGGCCCCUCUCCUUAUAGUAGAGAUGCUUCAAUGGGAACUUAUGGUACAAAUGUGCAAACACAACAAUCUAUGGUUACAAAGGUCACCCAAAACAUGCAAAUUCCUCUGUCCUAUGCUGAUGCUGUUAUCGGGACCUCUGGUUCAAAUAUUAGCUAUAUUCGUCGGGCCAGUGGUGCGUCUAUUGCAAUUCAAGAAACAAGGGGUGUUCCUGGUGAGAUGACUGUUGAGAUAACUGGAUCUGCAUCACAGGUGCAAACAGCUCAGCAAUUAAUUCAGAAUUCUGUUGCUGAUGCUGCCAGCUCAAUGCAGAACACGGCAACUGGACCACCUUCCCAAGGUUAUUAUCCUCAUUCUCAAGGUCCUGUAUACACUUCACCAUCAGGUGACCCUGGCCAUCCAUCUGGUGCUGAUUAUGGUUCCAUGUAUGGAUCCAGCUAUGGUUAUUGAUGGAUAUCCUGCUCAAGACAAGUCAUGGUUACAAUCAUGAGAUCUCAAGUCAUCAGCUGUUUAGAAAGUUUUGUUUUCAGUUAGCUGUAUCAUGAAUAGUAGUAGUGGUGGAUGCAUUAGGUAUUUAGGUGGAAGUGCUGGUUGGUUUACCUGUAGUUUUUUACAUUCCGUUUUGAAAUUAUUCAUAUAUCGCACCGAGUAAGUAUGAUGUUUCACCUCAGUUAUACAGCGAACUCAUAUUAGAUGUGUUCAUGCUAAGAGAUGAAAAAGAAUUGCUUUCCUUUUCA
This is a messenger RNA of Solanum verrucosum, 1910 nucleotides long. RefSeq names its product flowering locus K homology domain-like. Gene Ontology annotation, cellular component: cytoplasm; nucleus. The transcript has 7 exons. Gene Ontology annotation, biological process: regulation of gene expression. Lineage: Eukaryota; Viridiplantae; Streptophyta; Magnoliopsida; Solanales; Solanaceae. Gene Ontology annotation, molecular function: mRNA binding. The record is from RefSeq and is a predicted model, not a curated record. Bases 115 to 1623 code for a protein of 502 amino acids.